AUGAAUGGAUUAUAUGCAUUAAAGGAGGUAACCCUGGCACCAUACCGAUCCGAAGCACAGGGGUUACUAAACUACUUUGCUGAUGCAACCAUAAAUCAUGUCGGCCGUAGCAACAACAUACACGUCGAUUGUUUAGCAACGCUAGCUUCUAAAUUAAAGUUCGAAGGUUUAGAAGAAACCCUGACUGUGAAGAGAAGAACGACAGAAUCAACGUGGUUUUCACAAUGCAAAGACACUGGAACCUGCGACUGGCGGACUCCGAUCAUCCAGGAGCUUAGCAGCUCGCUUUCUCAAGGAAAGGUCAGUCUCAAAGCCUUGCAAAGCUUCUUCAUGCUUCAUGGUAUGCUAUAUCAUCGAAACCCGGAUGGUUCCCUAUCAAGAUGUCUCGGAGAUGAUGAAGCACAGCUGCAUCUUAACCACGUUCACGAUGAAAUUUGUGGACAAACAUUGGUGGUAACGCGCUAUCGACGUCUUCAAUGCUUAGGAUAUUACUGUCCAGAAAUGGAGACUCAAUCUCGGCUACUCCAAAAGUCUUGUUCAAAUUGUCAAGCGCCGCCGCACCAACUGGAGGUUUUCAGCAUAAGUCAUGUUGGGGACUGGAGGGAGCCGUAUAUUAGCUAUCUCCGCGACGGAGUAAUUCCUGCUAAUUCAAAGGAGGCUGUCAAGAUGAAACAAAGGGCGAAACGCUGGGGACUUGACAUUGUUGGGAAGGUCAAUCUGCCAUCAUUGAAGCAGCACGAGUAUAUCAUAAACGCGACGGAGUACUUCACCAAAUGGGCUGAAGCUAUUCCUCUACGAGGGACUACGGGAGCAACGAUUGCAUCUUUCAUUAAGGAGUACAUCAUCUGUCGUUUUGGCGUGCCUAAGCAUAUUAUCACUGAUAACGGCACCCCCUUUUCCAACAAACGGGCUGAGAGCACCAACAAAACGUUAAUUCGGAUUCUCAUCCGAACAAUACAUGACAAUCCUAAAGAGUGGCACGAACAACUGCCGAUGGUGUUAUGGGCGUACCGGACGACACCUGGAAGUUCCAUCGGGGUUUCUACAUAUUCACUUGUUUACGGUGCGGACGCGAUCCUCCUAGCAGAAAUCAAGAUCCCAUCAGCCAGGAUUGCAGCAGCAAGUGGGGUCCACUGGAACGAGGCUGAAGCAUCUAACUCCAGAAUCGCUGAGUUAGACACUCUGGAUUCCAGAAGAAGCAAGGCAGAGGAACGUACUCAGGUGUACAAAAAUAGGAUCUCCAGGGCAUAUGACAAGACUGUGAAGCCACGAGUUUUUAAAGUAGGAGAUUUAGUCUUGAAGACGGCCAAACACAUCCAGCAAGACAUGUCCAUAGCUUCAAAAAAUAAGAAAGGAAAGGGAAAAGCUGUUGAUGAAGGAAAACCUAAGUCUUCUCGGUCUCUACGUAGUCGAGAUGAUCCGGAACGUGGUAAGGUCAUGAUUCGGGAGAUUCCUCCGGAGGGAGACAUAAGCAGCAAUGAUGAUGCUGGGUGGGAGAAAUUUGUACCUCCUGAUCCAGCAGGUUGCUCGUCCUCACAUGGGUUAGGACAACCUGAAGUUGAAUCCGGACCACAAGAAAGCCUUCCGUGUUUGCCGCCAUCAACAAAUGGAUACAUGGGAUUUAGAAGGGGAGUGUGGGGAUGUUCAAGCGGCAGUAAGAGCAUCUGGGUUGUAUCCCGCGGUAGAAAAUUAUGUGGUCACUGA
Messenger RNA from Papaver somniferum (opium poppy), 1704 nucleotides. RefSeq lists its product as uncharacterized. The transcript has 5 exons. NCBI's taxonomy places the organism in Eukaryota, Viridiplantae, Streptophyta, Magnoliopsida, Ranunculales, Papaveraceae. Gene Ontology annotation, molecular function: nucleic acid binding. The record is from RefSeq and is a predicted model, not a curated record. Bases 1 to 1704 code for a protein of 567 amino acids. Gene Ontology annotation, biological process: DNA integration.